UAUAAAUUAUUUAAAAUGUUGUAUCAGGGAUUCUGGUGUCCUCUGUAGACUACAAAAGAAAAAACCAAGAAAUAUUGAUGAAGAUCUAGAUUUAGAGCCUUCCAGAGAUACACCCUGUAUCUAGAACCUUUUAGAGACACACCCUGUAUCUAGAUCCUUCUGGAGAAUGGAGAUACACCCUGUAUUCAGAACCUUUUAGAGACAUCUUUUAUCUAGAUCCUUCUAGAGACACACCCUGUAUCUAUAACCUACUAGAGACACACCCUGUAUCUAGAACCUUUUCGAGACACACCAUGUAUCUAGAACCUUCUAGAGACACACCCUGUAUCUAGAAUCAUCUUCUAGAGCUACACCCUGUGUCUAGAGAUUUACUUUAUAUCUAGAAUCUUCCAGAUACACAUACUGUAUUUAGAACCUGCUAUUUAAAGUUUGUAGAUAAUUGUAUCUAAUUCUGGCAUGGACUUAAUUCUGACAAUUUUGAACGUUAGUUAAAGUACCUCUGGAAUAUAGAUCUAAGGAUAACAAACUAAGAAAGAUUUUUUUGUCAAGUCAAAUGAUUGAUCCAUAUUUUGAAACCAAAGUUGAAAGUACAAAAUCUAUUAAAGGGACUGUAAGCCUAAUUUUAAGUGACCCAUUCUGCAAAGAUUUCAACGCCCGAUCCAUACAAGUUUUGAACCUAGGAAAACGAAAAUAUCUUCCACAUCCUUGAUCAGAUAAUUAUUGUGAAUCGGACAGUGCCAUUUUUGCAUGAAGGGUCACUUGAAAUUCUGCUUACAACCCUUUUAAUUAAUUCAGAUAAAAGAUGGAUCUGGAGGUUGUUCAUGCUCGGUCUAACAAACACCUAGUUACUGUCACGGACCAGUUGGAGACGAAUACAGUUGGAGAUCUGAAGAGAGCAAUAGCUUGCAAGAAACCCAAGUAUCGUGAUGUGAACAGACAGGAACUGCGGCUGGAACCUAAAGGGAAAGCUCUCAAGGAUGAGGUGGUGUUGAAGACACUAGGGUUGAAUACCGGAGCUAUGCUCUAUUUUAAGGAUCGUGGAAUGCAGAUAGGUUGGACCACUGUCUUCCUGGCAGAAUAUGCUGGACCUUUGUUUGUUUACCUCUGGUUCUACAGGCGGCCCUGGUUAGCUUAUGGAGAUGUUGGUGGGGAACCUGCUGCAGAAGUUGUCCAUAUAGCAGCUGCAUGCUGGGUAUUCCAUUAUGCUAAGAGGAUUCUGGAAACCUUGUUUAUUCACAGGUUCUCAAAUGCAACAAUGCCGAUCACCAACCUUCUCAAGAACUGCAGGAAUAUAUAAUAAAUGAUAAUAGAA
Molecule: messenger RNA, 1312 nt
Organism: Eurytemora carolleeae
Lineage: Eukaryota; Metazoa; Arthropoda; Copepoda; Calanoida; Temoridae
Product: very-long-chain enoyl-CoA reductase
Exons: 8
Coding region: 803-1297 (164 amino acids)
Biological process (GO): very long-chain fatty acid biosynthetic process
Molecular function (GO): oxidoreductase activity; protein binding
Source: RefSeq, a predicted model, not a curated record